Chironomus riparius is the source of this 435-nucleotide messenger RNA. The record is from the annotation of a GenBank genome assembly. Lineage: Eukaryota; Metazoa; Arthropoda; Insecta; Diptera; Chironomidae.
AACUUGCGUGACAAAAUUUGUGAAUUUCUUUCUUUCUGAAUUUUUUUCCAUUCGUCAAAGGAAGAUCAUUUGAUCAUAACAUUUUAUAAAAAUGGCAAAGCGUACAAAGAAGGUCGGAAUCGUUGGAAAAUACGGUACUCGUUAUGGUGCAUCCUUAAGAAAAAUGGUGAAGAAAAUUGAAAUUUCACAGCACGGCAAGUACACAUGCAGUUUUUGCGGUAAGGACGCAAUGAAACGAACCUGCGUUGGAAUCUGGAGCUGUAAGAGAUGUAAACGAGUAGUCGCUGGAGGAGCAUGGGUAUAUUCUACAACUGCAGCCGCAACAGUACGCUCAGCAGUCAGACGUUUGAGAGAAAUGAACUAAAAUACCAUUCACAUCAAUCCAUAACAUCUGAUGAAUAAAAGUUAAUUGAGUCUUUCAAUUAAGUUCCAAAA